Molecule: messenger RNA, 1274 nt
Organism: Oncorhynchus keta (chum salmon)
Lineage: Eukaryota; Metazoa; Chordata; Actinopteri; Salmoniformes; Salmonidae
Product: zinc-binding protein A33-like
Exons: 1
Coding region: 74-1240 (388 amino acids)
Molecular function (GO): zinc ion binding
Source: RefSeq, a predicted model, not a curated record
CACACACACAAACACAUGUUCUCCCUCAUUUUCACACAUACUCUCUCACUCACUGUACUGUACUCCUGCGAGGAUGGCAGACAGUUUCUCUCUCUUGGAAGAGGAUCUAUCAUGUCCAGUGUGCUGUGAGAUCUUCAGGGAGCCGGUGAUCCUCUCCUGCAGCCACAGCCUCUGCAGGGCCUGUUUGGAGGAGACCUGGAGUAAAGGAGGGACGCAAGACUGCCCAGUCUGCAGAAGGAGGUCUUCCAAAGACCAGCCACCUCCCAACCUAGCCCUGAGGCAUACCUGUGAGAUUCUACUGAGGGAGAGGGAGACCAAGGACACUCCUGGGCCCCCAAAGGAGCCAACCGAGGAGCUGACAGAGGAGUCUGCAAAGAAUGCUACAGAGGGGGUGGUAGAGGAGGCUACAGGCGGGCUCUCACAGAGUGAAAACACCAGCCACAGGGGUCCACAGGGUGUAUGUAGCUUACACUCCCAGAAGCUCCAGCUCUUCUGCUUAGAGGAUGAGUGUCUGGUGUGUGUGGAGUGUGUGUUGGAGCACGCAGACCACAGCUUCUGCUCUGUGGGAAAGGCAGCAGGUCAGAGGAGGAAGGGACUCAGACCCCAACUGGAGGCCCUGCAGAAGAAAAUGGCUGCCUUUAGCAAAGCUGAGCUCACCUGUAACAAAAUGGUUGCUCACAUCAGGGUGCAGACCCAGAGAGCAGAAAGGCAGAUAAAGGAGGAGUUUGAGAAGCUACACUGCUUCCUGAGGGAUGAGGAGGUGGAGAGACUAGGUGCGCUGAAGGAGGAAGAGGAGGAGAAUAACAAAAGGAUGAAGGAGAGAGUAGACGAGAUAAGUGAGAUCAUGUCAUCUCUGUCAGACACAAUUAGGGCUGUGGAGGAGAAACUGGCAGUGGAUGAUGAUGUGUCCUUCCUGCAGAGCUACAAAACGAUAAUGGAGAGAACGCAGAGUGUUCCUGAGGACCCACAGUUGGGCUCAAGAGCACUGAUCAACUUGGCCAAACACCUGGGCAACCUCAGUUUCCAAGUCUGGGAGAAGAUGCAGAAGGCAGUGAAAUACACACCUGUGGUUCUAGACCCAAACACUGCACAUCCCAGUCUCUAUCUAUCUGAAGAUCUGACCAGCCUAAGAUCUGAAGAUAAACUACAGUCUCUCCCAGACAACCCAGAGAGGUUUGAUUUUUAUUCUGACAUCUUGGGUUCAGAGGGUUCACUUCAGGGACACACUUCUGGGAUGUAGAAGUCGGAGAAAGUGAUGACUGGAGUGUAGGAGU